UUUCUGUUUUUGGAAAUUGUUGCGUAAGCAGUGGCGGUUAUUUUUGAGUUUGCUAAUUUUAGCUCCGAUUUUCUACAAUUUUUGUGAUGCAUAAAAAGUACAGACUGGGAUUUCCUGAUCAACUGAGGAAGCUGCAUCUGUUGCAGCGUCCCAGCUUACAGUUGUUUGAUGCCGAAAUUCUUUGAUUGUUGAAUUCUUUUUCCCAUCGGAAGCAGCCUGAUUCCUCUGUUGGUUUUGGCUUGGUGAUGAUCACAUUAUUUUAAUUACUCCACUGAAGCUGCAUCAUCUUUAUUCCAUCUGUUGUUUUUGGAAAAACCAAUUUAACGAUGGCCACAGAAACUCUUCUUAAUCUGUGGGAAAACUUGGCUAAAUUGCCUCUUGUUAUGCUCUUGAAGGAUACAAGGAACGUUUUCAAUAUGGAUGAGUUAGCAGUAGAAAUAGCACAAAUUGCAGUUCCUGCUGCACUUGCUUUAGCAGCAGAUCCUGUUGCUUCUCUAAUCGAUACAGCAUUCAUUGGCCAUUUAGGACCUGUGGAGCUUGCUGCUGUGGGAGUUUCUAUUGCCAUUUUUUUAUUGUUCAAACUUCAAAAGACAAGUUCUCUGAGGAAUGCAUUUUCUGUUGUGCAGGAUUCCCCAAUGCUAAUACCAGCACAACAAUACUUGACAUUGAGGUCACUAGGUGCUCCUGCUGUUCUUCUUUCACUAGCGAUGCAAGGGGUUUUCCGAGGAAUUAAGGAUACGAAAACUCCUCUAUUUGCUACUGUUGUGGGAGAUGUAGCAAAUAUCAUCUUGGACCCAAUAUUUAUAUUCGUAUUCAGAUUGAACGUCUGUGGUGCAGCCAUUGCUCAUGUUAUUUCUCAGUACCUAAUCUCCCUGAUUCUGUUGUGGAAAUUAAUUGAACAUGUUGAUCUAUUGCCUCCCAACAUUAAAGAUCUACAAUUUGGUCGAUUUCUAAAAAAUGGAUUUAUGCUGUUGAUGAGGGUAAUAGCUGCGACAAUCUGUGUCACCUUGGCUGCAUCAUUGGCGGCAAGACAUGGAUCUACUUCAAUGGCUGCAUUUCAGGUUUGCUUGCAGAUUUGGAUGGCAACUUCUUUGCUUGCAGAUGGGCUGGCUGUGGCUGGACAAGCAAUGCUUGCAAGUGCAUUUGCAAAUAAGGAUCACGACAGGGCCAAGGCCAUUGCUUCUCGUGUAUUCCAGUACGGUUUGCUUUUAGGCCUAGUUCUCUCGAUCUUCCUUUUCGGUGGACUACAGUUUGCUUCAAGAUUAUUUACAGAAGACGUCAAUGUUUUGAAUCUUAUUGCCGUGGGCAUCCCGUUUGUUGCAGCAACUCAAAUCGUAAAUGUUUUAGCCUUCGUUUUCGAUGGAAUCAAUUAUGGAGCAUCUGAUUUUGCAUACUCUUCAUACUCAAUGGUUUUGGUGUCAAUAAUAAGCAUCCUAUGCUUAUUUGCUUUAUCAUCUAGUCAUGGCUUCUUUGGCAUCUGGGUUGCGUUGACCAUUUUUAUGACUCUACGCGCAUACGUGGGCUUGUUGAGGUAACGGUUUCAAUUAGAA
Messenger RNA from Manihot esculenta (cassava), 1550 nucleotides. Its product is annotated as protein DETOXIFICATION 42-like. Gene Ontology annotation, biological process: transmembrane transport. Gene Ontology annotation, cellular component: membrane. The coding region runs from base 327 to 1535 and encodes 402 amino acids. Lineage: Eukaryota; Viridiplantae; Streptophyta; Magnoliopsida; Malpighiales; Euphorbiaceae. The record is from RefSeq and is a predicted model, not a curated record. The transcript is spliced from 12 exons. Gene Ontology annotation, molecular function: xenobiotic transmembrane transporter activity; antiporter activity.